UACAUGAUUUUGGAUUAAUAUUCUAACAUUAUACAACAACAAUUUUUCCAUCACAAUGGUUUUGCAAACUGGGACAUGAUGAUUUAGAGAGUUUGGCGAGCCUAAAAGAGAUAGCUAUAUGAGCCAAGCCAAUGUUUCAGGAGGGAAAAUUGACUUCCUAUAUGUUUGAAGUUUUGUGUAGGGUAAAUUGUUAGAAUUAUAGUUAAGCUAGAUUUAUAUUUCUAUAAUGACCUUACCAUUUAGCACCAAAAAUAAGACAAUAACUGAUUGCUAUUUUGCUAACAGAUCCAUCUCACACGGAGACAAAAAUGUGGGUGAUAUUCCUAUCUGUCACAGCAGUUUUAUUAGCCGGUUUACUAGUGGCUCUUCUCCCUCUUCUCUAUACUACAUUUAUGAAAAGGCCAAGACGGUGCCUCGACGGAAAUUGUUUGCAAGUUGCAAGAAAAUUCUCCUACUCUGAGCUAGUAGCGGCAACGGACAACUUCUCGCGAGAUAGGAAGAUCGGCAAAGGUUCCUUCGGUGACGUGUACAGAGGGUUGCUACAUGUGCCGGACCUGCGGGAGGUGGCGGUGAAGGAAAUGCGGCAGCCAACAUUGAAGCGGAACCGGAAGAACUACGUGCAUGAGAUCGAGACCUUGUGUCAGCUACGCCAUAAGAACCUCCUACGGCUCAUCGGCUGGUGCGACGAUGGUGGCCGGUUGGUGCUUGUCUACGAGCUCGAACCCAACGGUAGCGUCAGCGACCAUCUCCAUGACGGCGACACUA
Messenger RNA from Triticum aestivum (bread wheat), 765 nucleotides. RefSeq names its product L-type lectin-domain containing receptor kinase IX.1-like. Gene Ontology annotation, molecular function: ATP binding; protein kinase activity. The annotation marks the transcript as partial. The transcript is spliced from 2 exons. The record is from RefSeq and is a predicted model, not a curated record. Lineage: Eukaryota; Viridiplantae; Streptophyta; Magnoliopsida; Poales; Poaceae. Gene Ontology annotation, biological process: protein phosphorylation.